AUGCCUUUACGUCUUCGACAUUUACUUCAUCGUGUACCAUUACCAUCUCUUCAAUAUUAUACAUUAAUAAGCACAUCUUUAUUAUUUGCUAAUAUUUUCUAUUAUCAUCAUUUAAUUCAAAUAAAUGUUAAAAAUUUAACAAAUGAAACAAUUAUAAAUGAAUCGAUAUUUUUCUCAAAUGCAAAACCAUUUUCAUAUACAUAUAUUCAAACAACGUUAUCUAUUAUUAUAUCACAAACAUUAUCACUUCUAAUACUUGUUAAUGCAAUAUAUUGUUCAUUUGGUUUAUUUGUUAAAUAUUUACAAGAAUUAAUAUUUGGUGAAAUACGUUUUGUUGAAUUACAACGUAUAAAAGAUAAAUUUUGGAAUUAUGCAUUUUAUAAAUUUUGUUUUCUAUUUGGUGUACUUGGUUUAGAAAAUUUAAAUGAACUUAUACUAUGGAUAUCAUGGUUUUCAUUUUUAGCAUGUGCACUUUUAUUAUGUCAAUUAUCUAAAGAUCGUUUUGAAUUAGUAAGUUUU
Molecule: messenger RNA, 519 nt
Organism: Rotaria sordida
Lineage: Eukaryota; Metazoa; Rotifera; Eurotatoria; Philodinida; Philodinidae
Source: the annotation of a GenBank genome assembly